Esox lucius (northern pike) is the source of this 4357-nucleotide messenger RNA. RefSeq names its product leucine-rich repeat-containing protein 74A. NCBI's taxonomy places the organism in Eukaryota, Metazoa, Chordata, Actinopteri, Esociformes, Esocidae. The record is from RefSeq and is a predicted model, not a curated record. Gene Ontology annotation, molecular function: calcium ion binding; protein binding. Bases 1604 to 3529 code for a protein of 641 amino acids. The transcript is spliced from 13 exons.
AUCCGUGUUCCUGGAAGGGGCGUCGUUAUGCAUGGGGGUCCGAGGCUGUAGCCGCGAAUCUCAAAAUGUUAUUAAUAAAAUAAUUAUAAUUAAAAAUAGCCCAUACUAUAGGCCUAUUAAUUUAUAAUUCCGAUCAUGCAUUUAAGACAUCGGCGCGCUAAGCCCCGACUGUAUUGUGAUACUAUAGCAACGCCCCGUGUUCCCGUAAUAACUUGAGUAACGAUUGCAUCAAGUGACACGAAUUUUUGUCACCGUGCAUGUAUGGCAGCAGUCAAAAAUAACAACUGAAGCAGGUCUUGGACUACAUGAAAAAAAUAACAACCACAUUCUGACCCACUCUAAUCUAUAUAUUUAGGUGGAAUAAUUGAAUUGUAUGCAUUUACUUCUCAAAAUAACGUUAAUGAAAAUGUAAGUCACUAUUUAAUACAUUGGUAAAAUUGUAUGAAAGAAAUAAGGCAUGAGAGUGCUUUAUCGUGAAUACGAUAUCGUGUCUAAUUAGGUUUCACCUUAAAUCAAAAUCAAGCAACUGUCACUGUCUGUACAUUACCACAACAUAAGCACGUGGUCCUCAUGUAAUGACGCCAAGCAGUACGUUUCGACCUGGGGCAAAGCUAGAAUACACAAAAUGCUAGAGCUAGCGGACAGCUGGCUAAAAUGACAAUGCAAUGGCAUACAUUUGAUGUGCUCAGGUCAUCCGGUACAUGUAGCAAAAGCAAAGUAAAUUAUUAUGCGCUUUAAGUGAAACCAUAUAUUUAAGACAUUGUUCUGUCGAUAGUUAAACCAAUUUAAAAAGGUGUCUCAAACAAGAAUGAUGUAACGACAAAACAUUAGCUAGCCAGCUAUUUUGCCAAUCUAAAAGCAGGCAAGCCAGCACAUGCGAACAUGUCACUUCUCAGCCAUGCAAAAUUAUAACAGACAACGGCUGAAAUGGGCACUACGUAUUAAGACUUCCGCGGAUACGGUCUUGUUAGCAUGUGGUUUACCUGAGACGCGGUUUAAAAACCGUGUUAACGGGUAAAGCCCGUAAAACAUCAAGCUCCCAAUCAUGCUGUGCUCCAAUGCUUUGCUCGUAUUAAUGACGUAAACAUCUUUUUCAUUUCAAAUAGUGCCCUGAAAUAGUGGUGCUAUGUAUAGAAAGUGUUGUCAUUUCUUAAAAUGUUGGUUUAGGUGUGUUUAUAUUUCCCUUUCUUUUGAUGUUGUCCUGUGUGUUUUAAAUUAUAAAAACUCGCUCCGGGACAGUGAAUAUUUUCUUCUUCUUUUGGUGAUACAUUCCCAAAUAAACAGUAUGUGGUUAAUGCAUAGGGUAUUUGUGUACAUAUUGGUUCAACCAUUUAAAUUACAUUUUAAGUUUUUUACUCUUUCCCCGUUGGUGAAUUUUUAAUGACACAAUUGUGUCUCUAGUGUUGAAUUACAGCUUGGGGCAAAACAGGGUAUUUGAUUUCACUGUUGCAACAACAGCUACUGAGCCCUUAUAGAUUCCAGUGCAUACAGUGGGAAGGUUCAAAGAAAGCCAUGGUGGAAUUCAUUGAAAGAGUAUUUCAGAUUACCUGAUUUUGAAGUGAAAUCAUUGGACCUGAAAUUUACGAGAUUUGGAACAAAAGAUAUGUCAAUCCUAUCUAUCAAAUCCCUCUGCUUGGUAGAUAAUGACAGUACAUCCCCUGCAGAAGACGUAGACCUGGAGGAUGGAUGGGAUACAGACCUGGAGGUUGAUGAUAAAAAGACCACUAAGGACACAUCGACAGCUGAGCUUUACCUUCAGGCUUGCAGGCUAGUUGGGGUGGUUCCUGUCUCCUACUUCCUUCGGAACCUGGGUACCACCACCAUGAACCUCAAUCACCAUAGCCUAGGACCCCUGGGGGGGAAGGCUUUGGCCAUCGCCUUGGUGACUGACAUGCACAUCACCAACCUCGAGUUGGCAGACAACUACCUCUUGGCUGAGGGAGCCAGGUACUUGGUGGAGAUGUUGAAGGCAAAUUUCACCAUUCACCAUCUGGAUUUGUCCGACAAUCACCUACAAUCUGAAGGAGCCGAGUGCAUAGCAAAAAUGUUCCACAACAACAUCUCCAUCAAAUCCAUCAAACUUUCAGGGAACGGAUUCCUAGAGGAUGACGCUAAAAGUUUUGCGGAUGCCCUGGCAAACAAUUACAGAGUUAAGGAGCUGGACUUGAGCCACAAUCAGUUCUGUAGGAGAGGUGGGGAGCAUCUGGGUCAGAUGUUAGCAAACAACGAAGGUCUGGAGCAACUAGACUUGAGCUGGAACCAUCUGCGAAUGAAAGGCGCUGUGGCUUUCUGUGCUGGCCUCAAGGUCAAUGUGACCCUGAAACACCUGGACCUUUCCUGGAAUGGCUUUGGGAACGAGGGUGCCUUGGCGUUAGGAGAAGCACUAAAAUUCAACAACAGUCUGGUACACCUAGAUCUCAGCAACAACCGCAUCACCAAUGAAGGGGUUGGCAUGCUGUGCAAAGGCCUGGAGGCCAACGACACUCUCAGAGUACUGAAGCUGGCUUAUAACUCUCUGACAGUGGAGGGAGCGCUGGCUCUUGUCAAUGUGGUCAAGAACACACCCAAAACUGCUCUGGAGGAGAUCAACAUAACUAAUGUGUUGGUGAAUGAGAACUUUGUGCAGCUGCUGGAACUCACAUGCCAGGAGCGUCCCGGGUUUGAUGUGCAGUAUGGAGGGGUCGGGGGCUUUAUGGCUAAGAAACCACCCAAACGCCCUGACCCCAUGAAAGUCAUCCAGGACUACCUGGAUGUGCGGAAGCUGCGUCUUUGGGACUUCUUUCGGAACAUCGAUAAAGAUGGGACAAUGCGAGUGCCUGUGGCUGAUUUCAGGAAGGCUGUGCAGCAAUCCAGCAUUCCCUUGGAUAGAUACCAGAUUGAAGAGUUGAUUCAGAGGCUGGACCGUGAAAGGACAGGGAUGGUAGACUACAGGGGUCUGGCUGACACCAGGAAGCAGAUGAUGCGGGACCACCGGCGGCAGCUGCGCAAGGUGGAGUCCCGUCAGAAGAAGGAGAAGCUGAAGAGCGACCGUAUCCUGAAGACCUUCCAGAGCGCCGUGGAGGCCAACACCCCCUGCAGCUCUAUGGUCAUAUCCCCGGGAGGCGUCAAGGAGGAACCCAACGCCCCCCAGCCUUUCUCCGCCACCCCGCUCAGCUCCUGGCACCACAUUGUCAUGUCCAACAGCAGCCGCUAUUCUGUCAUGAAUCUGAGCAGUGAGCACGUACACCUGCCCAUGCUGGGGGGCAGCACCCAGCCCCGGCUGACCAGCUCCUCCGCCAUGCGUUCCUUCUCCCAGCCCAACCUGGUGGAUGACUCCGCACGCUGCUGCAAACCCAAGCCCUCGUCGGCCCAGAGGAUGCUUUACGAUUCCAGCCCCGACGUGGUCCACACCAAGCUGAGUCCCAGUCCCAACCACCUGACCAGGUCCAGACCAGCGCUGAUCUCCAAGCUGACAUCUGCUAAAACCAAAACCACCAAAGUGAAGAAAAAGAAGACCAGGAAACGUGCAGAUGAAAUAUUAACAGAAUAAGACACAAUCCAAGUGGUUAACGCAGUUUAUGUAGUCUUGUAUUCCAUCAUGUAUUUUUACUGAAAUAAUACUAGCAUCUACAGUCAAUGGAUCACUCUUAAACACAAAAUAAAUAUGAUUCCAGGUUGCCACAUUUCAUGCAAAUUCUAUUACACAUAUAUCCUGUUAGUUGUAGUUAACUUACUGGUAUGAAAUCUUUUAAUAGACAUGGCCAUGUUACACACCCAUGACCCACUAUGGCAUUAGAACAUCUCUGCACUGAAAGCAUCCCAGCAGUUACAACUUAUAUAACAGCAUUAUGAAACAGGGACAUCUUAAGGUCUAGAUCAUACAGCCCAAACUGGAAGAGUGAGACCUUUCACCCUAACAUUGGUAUAACCACACUAGUCAUACCUACCCACCACUUGACUAGAGACUGCAUUAAAAGGUCCACAUACAUUCUACAUGUACAACUAGGGCUACUAUGUUUCCCAUGUAGUCAACCUCAACAGACCAGAUUGAGGCCAGCGGCAUGGCUGUCUGAAAGCAUGCAGCCAUGGCUGAAUGUAAUAGACAUGUCAUUUGCAUGAUAAACUGACUUGCUUUAAAAUUGUCUCUUUGAAUUUCUAGAAUUAAAUCUCACCUCCUACAGCCUAGCUAUAAGGGGAUUGGGCUGUGAUUCAUACCCUUUCCUCUACCCCCCCUCUCCUCUACUCCCCCUCUCCCCUCCACAGGCUCAGACUGGGGGAUGCCUGGCUCUGUAAGCAAGCCCUCCCCUGGGGGUUAUUCUUUGUAAGCGACUGGCUCCAUCUGGUACUGAAGACCAGUCAGGCCAAAUAACACAGUACA